CUGCUUCCGGCUAGCUCCCGUAUAUAUGACCGGUCCGCUUACGGGUCGCUAUAUAGCUUGCGGAGCCCUUUAUUUUGGCUAUACGGACGAUUGCUUUGAGGCCUAUUACAAGAAGGGCGACAUAAUACUUCCUCUAAUCCGCAAGCCUCCUCUAUACCUCUCUUAUCUCUUUAUAGGCAAUAACCCGCUUUACCGGGCCUUCCGGACGAAUAUCCGGGUAUAUAAUUAUACUUUUACCUUUAUAUUAAUUAGCUAUAAGAAGGACGCCCGGAUUAACUUCUCCCGUAGGAUCUAGUACUUUUAGAUCUAUAGC
Messenger RNA from Hyaloscypha bicolor E, 313 nucleotides. RefSeq lists its product as uncharacterized. Lineage: Eukaryota; Fungi; Ascomycota; Leotiomycetes; Helotiales; Hyaloscyphaceae. The record is from RefSeq and is a predicted model, not a curated record. Bases 26 to 295 code for a protein of 89 amino acids. The transcript has a single exon.